Molecule: messenger RNA, 1662 nt
Organism: Pseudopodoces humilis (Tibetan ground-tit)
Lineage: Eukaryota; Metazoa; Chordata; Aves; Passeriformes; Paridae
Gene: MAD2L1BP
Product: MAD2L1 binding protein
Biological process (GO): regulation of exit from mitosis
Cellular component (GO): nucleus
Source: RefSeq, a predicted model, not a curated record
AGCGGCAUUUAAACCCGCGGCGGCCGUUGGGGAAGCGCAUUUCUGCUUCCUUUUCGCAGGUGCUGGCGGCUCUGGAUCUUGGCAGUGGAAGGAUGAAGCCACAGGAAGACAGGUCGGUGCUGGGCAGCCCCGCGGUGGCCGUGGCGUUCUCGAGAGCUGUGUGCCGAGGCAGCGGCUACCGCUUCGCCUGCGAGCUCCUGAAGCACGUCCUGCACCAGCGGAACCAGCUCCCGCUCCCCUACGAGCAGCUCUCCUACUUCUGUCGGCGGGCGGCCCAGGAUGGAGAUGGAACUGACAAACCACUCUCCCUGGGCCUGGCAAGCAGAAAGUGCCAGCAGCUGCUGAUGGAGCUGGAGGGAUUGUUCCAACACCUGGAAGUCAUAUUUAGUCUGACGCUGGUUCCUCGAGUUCUUUUCCUACUUGGAGGCAAUGUCAUGAACCCCAAGGAGCUUUAUGAGCUGAACUUGGAGGGGUUCUGCGAGGGAGCGGCUGAAGAGAGCCUCCAGACUGCGCCCUGUGUUCGCCAGCUCUUCCACCGACUGUUUGUUGCUGAUGUCUUCAGUGAACUUAAGGCUCUCCCUAUCACAGGCACUCUUGUCCUGGUCCAGGGACACCGUGACUGUGGUGUUGAGUGGUUCCGGCCCAAGCUCAACUACCGAGUGCCGACCCGAGGGAGGAAGCUGACUGUUAAGGUGUCCUGUGAUGGAGACCUCCGUGUUAGUGCCUCACCUCAACAGCACAUGGCAUCUGCUUGGGAGGACUAUAUCUGGUUCCAAGCACCAGUGACCCUCAAAGGCUUUAGUGAAUGAGUUGUUUCUGUAGAAAUUUAGUUGGAAUAUUCAUUACUGGGUUUUUUCAGGUGUUAAUUUUAGCAAAUGUAACCAUGUCUUUUUGAACCAUGUCUGUCUGAAUGUAUUUUUCUUCAUGGUGUCUGCUGCCUUCCUGUAGCUUGCUGUGCUCAUCUAUUCUCCUUAUUUCCUUAGUUGUUGUUGAAGGCAAAUCCAUUUUAAAGCACAGUUGCACACAGGUCCAGAGAUUCUUUAGGGACCUGAUCUGUGGCAUGGAAUGAAUUAAUGUGUUGGGAAUAAAACUCCCUUGCUGUGUGCUUGCUGAACUGGUAAAUGCUGGAUGCAUACAAUCUCCUCCUGAGUUUUAAUAUGACCAUUUUCUGACCCUGCUUUUGCUGUGUUACCCAUAGGCUAUCUUAGGUAAAGUUGCUUCCCGCAAAAUAAGUCGGGGAAGAAAACCUUCUGCAGUCCUUAAAAAGCUCCCCAUAACAAGAAAACCAAAGGGCAUAACUGAAGCGGGACACAGAAGUAAUAUUGUUGCAGAAGAGGUAUUUGUUUCCAGCUAGUAAAGAAUAUGGGAGGAUGAAGGCAGCUUCUCGGCAAAGGGCUGGAGCCUGCCACGGCUGCCGUGGAGCUGCUUCCAGGGGCCCCCCACCCAGCAACCUGGCCUCAGCAGUUGUGGUGUGGGCCGCUCUUGAGUACCCAAGUGCUUGCCCAUCUACUUGAUAAAAUUACACUUCCCCAUAACUCACUUUCUGUUCUUUAACAUUCCAAAACUUCCAAAAAUUUUCUAUCAACUGAAAAAUCUUGUAGUUAGUGCUGUCCUGGAGAUUGAAAGAGACCGGUACUGUGAAGGCAGGGUAGUGAUAAGCAA